UGUGUUAACGGCUCAUAGCGCAGCUGGAAGGGGAGGGUGUAGCUGUGCAGUCCCGCCCCCUGCCGCUUCUGGGAAGGACAGUGCUUGCCACUGUUAGUCUGGCCCUUCCGGCCAGUCCGCAGGGAGCGGUCCUUUGCGAUGGACGCGGUGUCAGCCACUGGGCUCGGGGUCACCGUGUCCCAGGGCUUUGCCAAGCUGUUGCGGCCUCUGCAGAUGCUGUACGCGGCCCUCGAAGCCCGGCUGCUGAGGCUGGUUGCUACCUUGCCUGAGCAUGUUCAGCCCCGGCCUGACUUUUAUGGGCUCCCCUGGAAGCCUGUGUUGUUUACUGCCUGUUUGGGAAUCGUUUCGUUGGCCAUUUUCUUCUGGAGGACAGUCCUUGCUGUCAAGGAGAGAACAUACCAAGUCACUGAACAGCAGAUUGCUGAGAAGCUGAAGAAUACCACAAAGGACAGUGCAGAACUUGUCAAAAAAGUGUCAAGUUAUAAACAGAAGAUCGAGGAAUCAAAGAAGCUUAUUCUGGAGACGAAGGAAAAAAAUUCUCAUCAAACAAUUAAAUACAAGGCUGAAAUCAAGGUGCUUGAAGAAAGAAAUAAAUUUCUGACAGGUAUUGCCAAAACUGUUGGUGUUAUAUUCAAAUCUGAGAGGAAACGAAACGUGCAAAAUCAGGAUUUGCUCGCUGACCCUCCAACUCAAUAUAAGGGUGCCUCCAGUGAGUCGAAGCAGCGGGACCUCCGAAGGCUUGGCAAGUUACGGCGGAACCCCAUCAAGUCCAGGCGAGGCCCCGGCAAGUCAUGGCAGGACCCCAGCCAGUGGCGGUGGAAGCCCGGCAAGGUGUGGUGGAGACCCAGCAACGUGUGGCAGGGACCUGGCAAGCUGCCGAGGGGACCUGGCAAGCCCCUGCGGAAAUCCGGCAGGGUGCGGCAGGACCCACCAGGGCACGGCGGGACCCUGCUAGAGCAGGAAGCUGAAGACCGGGAGUAUGUGCAUGCUGAACUCAGCGAGGAAAUCAGGUCCUUAGAGAUGUCUCAGAGGCAUCUGGAAGCUACUCUCGCUCAUAAGGAUGAUAGAAUCAGGGCUCUGACCAACUGCAUCAUACAGCUGAAUCAGUUUGAGAGUGGAUCUGAAUCUGAGGGUCCAGGUCCAGGCAGAUGUGAGCCAGGUGAAUUAGCCAAUGGAGAAGUGGGAGGUGAGGAGAGUAAGCUGAAGACUGGCAUGAACCAGCUGAUGGAUGUCUCUGGGACACAAGCCAAAAUAUCCGUGCUUCGGGAGGAACUCAAACUCCUGCAAGUUAAGCCGAAAGCCUCCCUGUCUGCUAACUAUGACCUGAAAGACCAGAUCAAGAAGCUGAAUGAGGACUGUGGCAUGCUGCAGGCAGCCAAGGCUGGGCUGGAGGAGGAGUGUAGGAUGCUGCAGCAGAAGGUGGAGAUCCUGAAGGAGCUGUACCAAGAGAACGAGAUGGAGCUGCAGAAGAAACUGAUUCAGGAGGAAUUGGAGCUGCAGGAGCGAGACCAGUGGCUGUCGGCUCCAGAUGAGAAGGUGGUGCUGGCCACAGAGGAAGUCAAAGUCUACAAGCAGAGAAUUCAUGAAAUCGAGCAAGAAUUAGAGAAAACAGAGCGCUCAUUUAAAAACCAGCUUGCUAUUCAUGAGGAGAAAGCCCACGAGAAUUUGGUCAAAGCCUGGCACACCGAGCGCCUAAUUGCAAAGGAGAAGCGGGAGGCCACCAGCCUGCGGCACAGGCUCCUGGAGAUGACCGAGAAGCUGGCCAUGAGUCAAGAGGAGCCAGUGAUUGGCAAGCCGAUGCCGGACCAGCCAGGAGUGCAGAAUGCGCCCCGCAGAGAUCCCGGUCCUGGGCCUGUGGCCAACAGUGACUCCCGCGGCUCCUCCCUGGCAAAGGGCAUGGACAACGGCAAGGUGAGCAUGGCUGCGAAGGGGCCCCCAGCCUAUCCAGGGCCCCUAUUCCUGGGAGGCCCCAUAUCGCACCCCGUGGACUAUGGGCCUCUGCUGCCACAAAGGCUAUGUGGGCCCUUCAGGCCUCAGCCGAUUCCUCCAUCGGGACCGCUGACAUUCGUCCCACGCAUGGGCCCACCACUUGGCUUAAGAGAAUACACGCUCGGCAUCCUGCCCAGACGCUGCGACUUGCCGGUGCACCCCCACGAGUUCUUGCCAGGACCUGUGCUAUUCAGGCCUCCAGGCCCGCUUGGCCCCCAAGAGUACUUCAUUCCUGCUCCUAGAAUGCCACCACCACCUGCCUGGCCCCAUAACUACCCACCACCGCAUGCCACAAGGGAGUCCCUGGUCUCGGAGCCCAAAGAAGCCCCAGCCUCACUGCAAAGCAGCCGGGAACCUGCCCACGCUCUGAGGCAGAGCACAUAAUACCCCACUAAUCAGAGGGCCAAGGUUUUUAUUGGUUUUGGAGGUCCAGUUCAUUUUAAAAGGUUUUUAUUACUAAACUGCCUUGAGUGGUGUACAUUUUUCAGCCAAACAAUACAGAAGUCUCAUCUUCCUCUCUAAAAUUGCCUCUUAAGCUAGAGUGACAUUCCAACUUUGAAACGUGCAAUAAUGAUCCCUGUGUUUUACUUAAUAUAGCAUAGGUAUGUGUAAAAUGAUUCAGAACAUUGUAAAAAUAAAUAUUUCCUCCGGAAAUAGUUUAAGAACACA
This is a messenger RNA of Cavia porcellus (domestic guinea pig), 2658 nucleotides long. RefSeq names its product transport and Golgi organization protein 1 homolog. Gene Ontology annotation, cellular component: endoplasmic reticulum exit site; endoplasmic reticulum membrane. Bases 139 to 2373 code for a protein of 744 amino acids. Gene Ontology annotation, biological process: endoplasmic reticulum to Golgi vesicle-mediated transport; protein secretion; vesicle cargo loading. The record is from RefSeq and is a predicted model, not a curated record. NCBI's taxonomy places the organism in Eukaryota, Metazoa, Chordata, Mammalia, Rodentia, Caviidae. The transcript has 20 exons.